AUGGGAGAUGCUGCCAAGCGAGUCAAAAACAGAGGUUUAAUGGAUGAAGAGGAUUUUAAAAGAAGUCCUGGAAAGCAAUCCUAUUUGGCUCAUGAAUGCCAUGGAAAGAAGCUAGAUACUCAAAAAUCUAAGCCUAUUCCUUACAGCAGCAGUCCCCGAAAUGGGACUUCUCAGAACACGCUCAAAAGUUUCAGCCCGGGGGGGCGAACAGGUACUAAUCAUAAAGAUGAAGGAAACCGGUGGUUAGCGGAAGAGCAGAGAAGUAACUGUGAUAACUGGAGGAAUAGACGACCACAGGCUUUUAACAGAACAAGGAAUGAUUCAACUAGUGACAAAGGUGAUGGCUAUAGGUGGCAGGACACUGGGGAGCGACGUAACCAGUUGGGAAGAUCUCCAAUGCAGAAAGGUGCCUUUCCAGAAGAUGCUUCCGAUCACACUGGCAUUUCUGUGACACGUCAUAAACAAAAACGUGACAGACGUCUCCGCAAGUCUGAGCAGGAAGAGGAUGACUGCCUAGAAAGCCCCGUCAUAGAUGAAUCCACCUUGUCUGAAAAGGAGCUGCUAGGGCUUCAGCAAGCGGAGGAACGCCUAAAGAGAGAUUGUAUUUACAGACUGAGAAGGCGUCCUCGAAAGUAUCCGACAGCGAUCUAUUGUUGUAAACUUUGCGAUGCUCUUGUGGAUUCUAUAUCUUCUGCACACAAACACAUAAAAGAGAAGAGGCACAAGAGGAAUUUAAGGGAAAAAAGGGAAGAGGAGUUAUUGACCACUCUUCCGCCACCAAAUGAAUCGCAACUGCAAGCUAUUGGAAUAGCGAUUAAUAAAGUGGUGCAGGAACAUGGCUUGGAUGAAGAAGACUUGGUAGAAAGGCUAUCCACUGUGUCUGCAAUGGAAACACUUAUUCAGGAGAAUCUUCCAGGCUGCUCUCUUAGGCUGUAUGGAUCCUCCUGCAGCAGAACGGGAUUUAAAAAUUCUGAUCUGAACAUAGAUAUUCAGUUUCCUGCCAGUAUGAAUCAGCCGGAUGUUCUCUUAUUAGUUCAAGAUAGCCUGAAACAGAGUGAUUUGUUCAUAGACUUUGAUGCUGACUUCCAUGCAAGAGUGCCUGUUGUGGUUUGUGCAGAAAAGAGGAGUGGUCGUCUUUGCAAAGUAAGUGCAGGCAAUGAAAAUGCUUGUCUCACCACCAACCUGCUCGCUACUUUGGGCUUAUUGGAAUCAAGGCUCAUACCUCUGGUUGUGGCUUUUAGACACUGGGCAAAGCUCUGUGGCAUAGACAGACCUGAAGAAGGGGGCUUACCGCCAUAUGUACUUGCUCUCAUGGUUGUGUUCUUCCUUCAACAAAGAAAAGAGUCUGUUCUACCUGUCUAUUUGGGAUCAUGGAUUGACGGCUUUUCGAUGUCCAAAUUGGGGCAGUUUAACUUGGGAGAGCUUGAGAAAGAGUUUGUGAUUUGGACACAGACUGCUGCUGGAAAUGGAGAGAGUGUCCUAAAUGAGCAAUGCCAGUUAAAAGGAAAGGCUCCAGUCAUCUUUCCUGACAAACCAUGUUCUGCCUCUGUUGGUCAGCUGUGGGUUGACCUGUUAAGAUUUUAUGCUUUGGAGUUCAAUAUGGGCGACUUUGUCAUCAGUGUUCGUGUUAAGGAGAAAAUAUCUAGGGAACUGAAAGACUGGCCCAAAAAACGUAUUGCUGUGGAAGAUCCAUACUCUGUUAAGAGGAAUGUUGCAAGAUCCUUGAACAGUCAAUUAGUGUUUGAGUUCAUGCUUCACUGUUUGAAGGCUACAUACAAAUAUUUUGCUAUGCCACAAAAUAAAUCGCAGAAAUCCACAAAGAAGCCGCCAACUGAUUCCACUUUAGUUGUUGAAUUGGAAGGUAUAGGAAGCAGAACUGGUGUUGAAAGCGAACCACAAUCCAACCUUGUUCUUGAUGCAAGUCAAAAACUGGAACAUUUGGCUACAGACAACACAUUGAACACUUCUUCCGUUGGCACGACCCACUGUGAAAGGUUAAAGGUUGCAGUAAAUAAAAAGCUAGUGUUUGACACACUUCCUGAACUUACUAUUGAAGAUGAUUGUAUAACAGCAGACCCUCAAUAUGCCAUCAAGAGCAGUGGUGAUCUAAAUAGUGCUCCUGACGGGUCAGAUAAUGAUCACCCUAUACCAAAGGAAAAGCGACAAAAUGAUUACAUUUUGAUUGGCCAUGGCUUUGAUGAUGACAGUGAGGGUGGUGAGGCUCAUUUGGCAGGAAAUGAAGAAACUGACAGCCUUUCUGACUUUGAAGGGGACCUGGGAGCUGAAGGUCAUGACUUUGGUUUGGAGAAUGUGGACAUGUAUGCUGUAAAGGUUGACUUGGAUGAAGAAAGCACAGAGGGAACUGAUGAGCUAGAGGAGACUGCACAUGAUUUUGUGACCGAAAGUUUUGAUCUGGCAGAUGUGAAUAAUUCAGAUGAGGAUGAAGAUGAUGAAGAAAAUAGCCUGCUUUUGAAUCGCAGAGAGCAUUUGGAUAGUCUUACUGCAGAUGAAGAGCUAGAGAAUACAUAUACUGGUUCAGCAGAUGAUCUCUUGUCAGAAGAUGAACAGCAGACAGAACAUGUGUCUAAGAUUUUAAAAGAUUAUGAAAAAAGCAAUGCAGAACUUUCUGAUACUUUAGAAGAUGAAGAUCCCAAGCUAUUACUGUUAACUGAAAGCUGCGGCAUUGAGGAUGCUAUUUUAUUUUAUGAAUUUAGCAAGCCCACUUUCACCAGAGGCAAGCGGCCUACUGUCGUGUGUAACUUGUGUAAGAAAGAAGGACAUCUAAAAAAAGACUGCCCAGAAGACUUUAAAAAAAUUGAACUGGAACCCUUGCCAACUUUAACUUCAAAGUUUUGCCAAAUUUUGGAUCAAGUUUGUAUGCAGUGUUACACGGAUUUUUCUCCAUCAGCACUAGAGGGUAAAGCUCGUGAACAUAUACGGCAGGAUCUGGAAGAUUUUAUAAGACGUGAAUUUCAGGGAGCAAGACUUAACUUGUUUGGUUCCUCAAAAAAUGGCUUUGGAUUUAUAGAAAGUGACCUGGAUAUCUGCCUGACAUUUGAUGGGCUUGAAACAGCUGAGCCUCUGGAUUCGAUAAGAACGAUUGAAGAACUGGCAAGACAUCUUCGAAAACAUCAAGGGCUGAGGAAUAUCCUUCCUAUUACAACAGCAAAAGUACCAAUUGUAAAAUUCUACCAUGUACGAAGUGGCCUUGAAGGAGACAUCAGUUUAUAUAACACACUGGCACUUCAUAACACUAGGCUUUUGGCAUCUUAUGCUGCUAUAGAUCCUAGAGUAAAAUACCUUUGUUACAUCAUGAAGGUGUUCACCAAGGUGUGUGACAUUGGAGAUGCUUCCAGAGGCAGUCUGUCUUCAUAUGCCUAUACUCUUAUGGUGCUAUACUUCCUUCAACAGAGAGAUCCACCUGUUAUCCCUGUUCUCCAAGAGAUUAACCUAGAUGCUCAUAAGCCCGAAAAACUGGUUGAUGGCUGGAAUGUGUACUUCUUUGACAAACUGGAUGACUUGUCAAAGUACUGGCCAGAUUAUGGAAAAAAUAAGGAGUCUCCUGGUGAACUAUGGCUGGGGCUUCUUCGAUUUUAUACUGAAGAUUUUGAUUUUAAAGAACAUGUCAUUUCUAUCAGAAGAAAAAGCUUGAUAACCACUUUUAAAAAGCAAUGGACUUCCAAAUACAUAGUCAUUGAAGAUCCUUUUGACCUAAAUCACAAUCUGGGUGCUGGAUUGUCUAGAAAGAUGACUAAUUUUAUAAUGAAAGCUUUUAUCAAUGGAAGGCGGUUAUUCGGCACUCCACUGAAAAUUUUUCCAAAAGAAUAUCGCUCUAAAAUGGAAUAUUUCUUUGAUCCAGAUGUUCUGACUGAAGGUGAACUUGCUCCCAAUGACAGAUGUUGUAGAAUUUGUGGCAAAAUUGGACACUUUAUGAAAGACUGCCCUAUGAGAAGAAAAGUUAGAAGACGCAAUCACGAAACUGCCUCAAGCCAAAACCAAAGAUACCCAGACAGACCGCAAAGAAAAAUUGAGGACAAGGAAAUGCAGGGAAGUGGUGUGAGCAUGGAUGGAAGAGAACUUCAUGCAACUCCAAGAAAAGCCCAGCAAGGAACUUGGGGCAACAAUGAGCUCUGCAAAGAUAGAACACCUAGAUCUGGCUCUGAAAAGUGAGAAGACCAGAAGACAGAGAGGAAAGAGAGCUUAGGGAAAAACGCUGUUUCAUUUGUGGACGGGAGGGUCAUAUUAAGAAAGAAUGCCCUCAGUAUAAAGGGGCGGCAGGGAGCCCCAAGUCUGAGAUCUUGUAUGGAUCGCCAUCUGCAGCCAGUCCUCAGAAACCACACACCCGAUUUAUCCCAGUAGUACCAUCACAAGAUGAUAGGAAAAAACAAAUGUCCUUCAGUCCUCAGUCAGGCAGCCUUUCCAGUAAAUACAUGUCUCAGGGAAAAGCCUCUCAGAAGAGGACACAACAGGAAUCAUAA
This is a messenger RNA of Staurois parvus, 4478 nucleotides long. The record is from the annotation of a GenBank genome assembly. Lineage: Eukaryota; Metazoa; Chordata; Amphibia; Anura; Ranidae.